This is a messenger RNA of Geosmithia morbida, 834 nucleotides long. RefSeq lists its product as uncharacterized. The transcript is spliced from 3 exons. Lineage: Eukaryota; Fungi; Ascomycota; Sordariomycetes; Hypocreales; Bionectriaceae. The coding region runs from base 1 to 834 and encodes 277 amino acids. The record is from RefSeq and is a predicted model, not a curated record.
AUGGCACCAUCAGCCAAGGCAAACUACAAAUCUUUCGAGGCUCAAGCCCGCCUCAUACGCGCCAUCGUCGCGGCCCAUCCAGAGGUCAAAUGGAACUACAAGGAAAUUGCUGCCUGCUAUGGAAGCGACAUGACCGAUGCUGCUCUCAACCACCGCUUUCGUCGUCUCCGUGCCGAAGCCGUCAUCAUAUCAGAGGGACGGAAGCAGGAUAUAUCCAAAUACUUUGGCCAAUCCACCGCCGACGGGAUCCAGUUCCAGUUCCGCUCCAUCAAAAAGGAUGCUGACCUGCUCCGCCAGACGGCCGAGUCGGGCGGCGAGGUGGCCACCUGCCCUCUCCCCGGCCUUGGCGGCCCCGGGAGCGCCAUGUCUACCCCGUCCAAGGCCACGCCCUCCAGGGGGGCCGCGCGCAAGCGGAAGCCCGCCUCCGCCGUCAAGGAGGAGACCACGUCCGAUGUCGACUCCGAGCUCGAGGAGAUAAGUGCUCAGGACUGGAGCGACAGGGACGCCAUCGACAACACCCCCUCCAAGAAGCGUACCAAGACCGUCACCGCCAUGCCGUCCCGCACCAGGGUAAAAGUUACAGAAGCUGCACCGCCACCGGCGGCGGCGGCGGCGGCGGCGGCCCUCAAGGUCGAGCCUGGCAUCCCGUCCGUCGCCCCCUCCAGCAUCCUUGGCACUCCGGCCACCGCCACCGCCACCGCCGACCCCCCACCCCCUUCUCUUAACAGCGGCUCGAUGGAUUCCCUCACCGUCGGGGGGGAGAGUGCUGUGGGAUACGGUUCUUACAGUGGCUACGGAGAGUACGACUUUGGCGCGAAUGAUGACGAGAUUUAG